Molecule: messenger RNA, 1961 nt
Organism: Gigantopelta aegis
Lineage: Eukaryota; Metazoa; Mollusca; Gastropoda; Neomphalida; Peltospiridae
Product: protein AMN1 homolog
Exons: 8
Coding region: 135-854 (239 amino acids)
Biological process (GO): SCF-dependent proteasomal ubiquitin-dependent protein catabolic process
Cellular component (GO): SCF ubiquitin ligase complex
Molecular function (GO): protein binding
Source: RefSeq, a predicted model, not a curated record
CGGGAACCUUACGAAGUUGCUAGUUUAUUUAAUUUUAAUAGGAUCACGUGGCAUAUCAUCUUUGACAGGUCUAAUGUCAGCAUAGCAGACAAUAACUUUGCAGGUCACUGAAAACGAGUGUUCAAAACAUAGCAAUGUACGAUGAUGAUACAGUGUUAGAGUCUAUAACACCGAACAUCAAGAGUCAGAUGCUUUACCUGUUGAGCAAACGAGGCUUGCUUAAUAAUGAAAACGUUGGAAAGUUUGCUUAUGACCAGUUGCGUAAAAUUGACUUGAGCCAGUCUGAUGUGUCUGAUCAAGGCUUGUUCAAACUGACAAGGUGCAAGAGGCUUGAAAAGAUUGAUCUAAAUGCGGAAAAAGUACCACGAACGUCCGUAUCUAGUGCAGGAAUCAGCUGCCUCUCUCGGUCAUGUCAACUGCUCCAGGUUGUCUUCUUGCGCCGGUGUACCAACAUCACCGACGAAGCCAUCAUCAGCUUGUCGGAAAACUGCCCCCUGCUGAGUGAGCUCAAUAUCGGCGGAUGCUCAAGAAUUACAGACUGCUCAUUGGAAUCUCUCGGCAAAUAUUCAAAGAAACUCAGCUCUGUCAACUUUUCAAGAGCAUCUGUAUCAGACAACGGGGUCUUCAGUCUUGCAAAUGGAGUUUGCUCCAAAAGCCUAAAGGAAGUGCACAUGAACAACUGUGAAAACUUGACUGACGAAUCUGUGGAAGCAAUUGUUCAGUUCUGCCCUGGCAUUUCUAUUCUCAUAUUUCAUGGAUGCCCUUUGAUGACAGACCAGGCCAGGAUGGCAUUAGAAGAAGUGUUAACAGGAAGGAAUGGUCGCAUGAAACAAGUGACGUGGACGAUAUACUGAUCACUUUACACUGACAGCAUUUUAACACGGGCCAAAAACUAACCUGUGUUGGUUUACUGGCAUGGGUCAGAUAUUUGCAGUUACUGUAGUGUUCACAUGACAGUUCUAUUUUGCACAUGUUACAUCUACACAAAUAUGAGUCACAGUUUUUCUUGAUACAUUGUCAUAUCAAUUCAUACAAACGGGUGAAACAACAUUUUGUAAUUUUUAAUAGCUUGAUAUUGUGCCAAUUAUUAUUACUCAUGGGCAUUACUCAUGGAAAGAUGCCAAAAAGUGUGUGUAUGUAGUGGGGGUGGGAGGGUGGGGGCAUACACACACACAAAUGUGUGUGUGUGUAUAUAUAUAUAUAUAUAUAUAUAUAUAUAUAUAUAUAUAUAUAAAUACAUGUAUAAAUAUAUAAACAACAUUGGUACUGCUAAAAAGUGGGGGGGGGGCACAUGUGCGUCCCAUCGCCACCGCCGCGCGUGCCACUCCCCCCGCCGCGCGUGCCACUCCCCCCCCACCCCCGCUUCCUAUGCCAGAGUUACUUUCACUAUCUGGAACACUUUAAUGUCAGUGUAGACAUAAAGGCUAUUGAACUACACAUAAUUUGAGACGUACAUGUAUGCAAAAACUGGGGUACGGCUGGAAACACAAAAUACUUCUUUUUUUUAAAUUCCAAUAUAUAAAAGAAAAAACAGCCCAAAAAUGUGUUUGCUUCACAUAUUAAUCCAACAACCCAGUUGCUGUUAAUUAAAAAAAAAAACACCCCCAAAAACCCAAUUAGCUCACGGAGUUGUAGCAGCAGGUUUCCUUUCUCAUUAACUGUGUGGUCCUAUCAUUUAACCAUAAAUAGAAAUGUACUGAGUGCAUCAUAGAAUAAAAGGUUUCCUUCUGUCCAUUGGGUUCUGUCCUGUAAUCCACCCAGUGAUUAUGACAUUGUGUAUAUGUUUCCUGAUGGGAGGUGAGUAGAACACUUAUCUGAGAUGCAGUAUGUAGUUGCAUCAACUCUCUUGGAGGGUGGGGGGUGGGGGGGGAGGAUGUAGCCCAGUGGUAAAGUGCUUGCUUGAUGCACAGUCAGUUUGGGAUCGAUCCCCGUCACAUUCUUGCUCCAGUCAGUGCACCACG